Messenger RNA from Salvia miltiorrhiza (redroot sage), 536 nucleotides. RefSeq names its product mitochondrial metalloendopeptidase OMA1-like. Gene Ontology annotation, molecular function: metalloendopeptidase activity. Lineage: Eukaryota; Viridiplantae; Streptophyta; Magnoliopsida; Lamiales; Lamiaceae. Gene Ontology annotation, cellular component: membrane. The transcript is spliced from 2 exons. Bases 51 to 473 code for a protein of 140 amino acids. The record is from RefSeq and is a predicted model, not a curated record.
AUGGUGUUACAAGGCACACUGCUGAAACCAUCUCUACAGAUCCGUGGCUUAUGGCGGCGGUGUUGAUAGAAGAAAUGAUUAAAGAGACGUGGCUGAACUUCUUAAUGCAUUUUAUUCGCGUCUGGUUUUUGGAACCUGAUAUUGUUGUCGACAAAGUAUUAGAUCUCUUCCUAAGGCUUCCUCAUUCUCGGAGCAGGACGGAGAUGGAAGCAGAUUACAUCGGACUUAUGGUAAUGGCUUCUGCAGGGUAUGAUCCUCGAAAAGCUCCCCUUGUGUGGAAGAAGUUUGAAGAAAUGAGUGAAACUUCAUUAUUGGGUGAUUUUAUUUCUACUCAUCCUUCUUGCGAGAAGAGAUGUCGACUACUUUCUCAGCCUCAAGUCAUGGAAGAAGCCCUUGCAAUAUAUAGGGACAUGCUCCCUACAAGCUGGUCGGCGAUGGCCAGGCUCUGGCUCGAUAACUUGAUCAAGCCAUGACUUUUUUUUUUUUUUUUACACCUAAAGAAAGAAAAGUACUCACACUUUAGCAUUUUAGGUGAG